AUGCAGAUCGACCGAACAUACUACUUUUCUAGUUUUCUAGAACUACAGGUUGAAACUAGAAAAAGUUUAACAGAGGAAGUAGUCGAACUCAAAAAGAAGUUAAACGAACUUAUUCCCGAGCAGUCACGAAAGGAGCUGGAGCUGAAGCGGCUGGAAGAGGAAUGUUGCGACCUGAAGAAACAGUUAAGCGAAUCGCUGGAGGAAACCGCCACGCUGCAAAAUCAGAUGAAAGAGAAGAUGAACGAAGAGUCUUCUUUGAAAAGUCUAGAAUUAGACAGGCAAGCGGAAGUUGACCGUCUUUUGUCGGACAUUACCAAACUGGAGGCACAACUGACCGAAGAGAGAAACAGGUGGCGAAACCUUCAGGUACGUGUGCCUUCAAUUUGAUU
Messenger RNA from Soboliphyme baturini, 389 nucleotides. The record is from the annotation of a GenBank genome assembly. NCBI's taxonomy places the organism in Eukaryota, Metazoa, Nematoda, Enoplea, Dioctophymatida, Soboliphymatidae.